Aricia agestis (brown argus) is the source of this 1462-nucleotide messenger RNA. It is a transcript of the gene U3-55K, whose product is annotated as U3 small nucleolar RNA-interacting protein 2. Gene Ontology annotation, cellular component: small-subunit processome. The transcript has a single exon. Lineage: Eukaryota; Metazoa; Arthropoda; Insecta; Lepidoptera; Lycaenidae. The coding region runs from base 81 to 1430 and encodes 449 amino acids. The record is from RefSeq and is a predicted model, not a curated record. Gene Ontology annotation, molecular function: protein binding; snoRNA binding.
CACGCCAACUGCCAAAUCAACGUGCCCUUUUUCUGAAUUUUGCAGUUUUAAUUUUUAUUUAGAGUAUAUUUUUAACAACUAUGUCAUCAUCGUUCUUUUUAAAAGGUAAAUCAAGGAAAAUUCACAAAAGAAAAGGUGACAAAAUAAACAAGGUAAAGCCAAAAAAAGUCAGCGCUCCUAACCUAGAAAACGGACAUGAAUCUUCUUCAGACAGCGAUUUAGAUUUAAAGAAGUUCUCCGAUGCCGAGGCUUCCGAGAGCGACCAUGAAACAGCGGAAGAGAAGAAGCUCAGAUUAGCAAAAAAAUAUUUGGAAGAAAUAGAAAAAGAGGAGGCAAAACGCGCAGAAUUGAAAGAAGUCGAUGCGAUUGAAAAACGUCUGCAGAAAGAUUACUUAGAACAAAAAGGUAAACUACGUGUUGAAGUCGCAGACGGUUAUACCGCUCCUCAUACUGAUGACAUCCGGCUAGUCAAAGCAAAAGAGCACAGACUUACAUUGACAUGCCUGUGCAUUAGCUAUGAUGGAGAGUAUGUAUUCACGGGCUGCAAGAGUGGCACUAUUGUCAAGUGGGGAGUUCGCGAAAAAAGAAAACUAGGCUCUCUCACUUAUAAAAGUCAUUCCAAUUUCCUCAAAGGAGCCAUUACCUCCAUUGCUAUAUCAUCGGACUCCAAGUACUUAGCUACCGCAGAUCACUCAAAUAAUGUGCAAAUUUGGGAUCCGCACACUUUAAAACAUGUUCACACAUUCAAAGGUCAUAAGGACAUUAUCAUUGGAUUAGUUUUUAGAAGAAACACCCAUGACUUGUAUUCUGCCGGCAAAGAUAGAUCGGUUAAGAUAUGGUCUUUAGAUGAAAUGGCAUAUGUUGAAACCCUAUUUGGUCAUCAAUGUCCUAUAACAUCUAUCGAUGCACUGACAAGAGAAAGAGCCAUCACUACAGGUGGAAGAGAUACAACGGUGAGGAUAUGGAAAAUUGUUGAAGAGUCUCAGCUUAUCUUCAAUGGGCCAGAAGGUAGUAUCGAUGUGGUCAAGCUGUUGGAUGAGGAGCAUUUUAUCUCUGGCAGUGAUAAUGGUUCUAUUUGUCUAUGGAGUGUGUUAAAGAAGAAACCUCUAUGGACUGCCACAGAGGCACACGGCAAGGAAAACGAUGUUCCACGAUGGAUAACCAGUCUGGCGACCUUGAUCAACUCAGAUAUGUUUGCUUCAGGGUCCUACGAUAACAAUAUUAGAUUGUGGAAAGUAUGUGAUUCAUACAAAAAGUUUAUUCCAAUGUUUAGUAUAGAAGUCGUUGGUUUUGUUAACUGUAUGCAGUUUACCACAGAUGGCAAGCAAUUGUACGCAGCAGUGGGUCAGGAACAUAAAAGUGGAAGAUGGUUUAAGCUAAGUAGCUCAAAGAAUGGUCUAUUAAUUGUUAAUUUUCCAAUUAAGUUAUGAUUAUUGUAAUAAAAAUAUUUUCUUAUAUUUAA